Molecule: messenger RNA, 654 nt
Organism: Sabethes cyaneus
Lineage: Eukaryota; Metazoa; Arthropoda; Insecta; Diptera; Culicidae
Product: glutathione S-transferase D7-like
Exons: 3
Coding region: 1-654 (217 amino acids)
Biological process (GO): glutathione metabolic process
Molecular function (GO): glutathione transferase activity
Source: RefSeq, a predicted model, not a curated record
AUGCCGAUCACAUUGUAUACUGCCACGAUGAGCCCUCCCGCUCGGGCUGUCCAACUAUUAAUCACCGAGCUUGGAUUAAAAGUUGAGUCAAAAAUCAUAGAUACUCGCGCGGGUGAAACUCGAACGGAAGAGUUCCUCCGUAUGAAUCCACAGCACACGAUACCGACGUUAGACGACAAUGGAUUCUACCUGUGGGAGUCACGUGCAAUUUUGGCAUACCUGGUGGAAGCCUACCAUCUUGGGCAUGAUCUCUAUCCGAACAUACCGAAGGAAAAGGCGCUUAUCAACCGCGUUUUGCAUCAUGACAUGGCAGCUUUCUAUCCGAAGAUAAUCAAUACUUUGUAUGGAAUCUUUCGUGGUGAAACCAAAGUGGUAACAGAGGAAAUGAAGAGCACUGUCAAAAGUGCUCUGGCUAACCUCGAAUUGUUUCUGGUUCGAAACGAUUGGUUCGCUGGCGAGAAGAUUACCAUAGCUGAUCUGUCACUGCUGCCGACGGUUGGAACACUGUUGCACAGCGGAUUCGAUUUGACUCCUUUUCCCCGUUUACUCGCGUGGUAUGACAACUGUAAAGAACUUAAAGGUUACUCCGAAGAACUAACAGUGGCUCAGCAAGCUGGACAAUAUAUACGCUCACUGCUUGAGGAAGGAUUGUGA